AUGGCUCCCGUCGCUGUCUACGACUCGCCGAUUCUGCCCGCCGAUGGGCCUGUCAAGAAGGCGACAGGGAUCGCACUGACGAUUGGCUCGCUGAAGACUGCGCAAGAUGGGCAGUAUCAGCGGCUCGUGUCCGAGUUGGAGGCCGAGGGCGGACGGAAUGUGGAGCGCCAGAUGCUGGACCGACUGGUCGACAACGCGGCCACGUUGGGCCCCGGAGCGUAUUCGAGCGUGCACGUUGCCAUCGCCGGGGACGAAUACGAGGCCCUGCGGCCGAACCUGGCCAACCUGCUGACCCAGCUCCAUGCCGGCCUCGCCCCCCUCGGCACGCUGCACCUCCUCAAUCUCCCCCUCCAACUCGCGCCCCAGCAGGAAUUGACUCUCGCCGGCUUCGUCGUCCUCUCCUCUCACCCAUUCGUCGCACAGAAACCUUCGCACGCCCCUGGUGCCGCUCUCAGUCUCAAGGCACGCAAGUCCGCGAGCAAGAAGGCGCUCUGGACACUCUCCGCCCCCGGCACACCGACGAUCGACCCUGAUGCGCUCUUGACCGAGGCAGACCGCGCCCGGCCCGCUGGAUGUGAACCUGCCGUUCGCGGUGCUCCGAGGCGGAAGCGGGCAUGCAAGGGUUGCACCUGUGGUCUUGCAGAGCUUGAAGAGGAGGAGAGGAAGAGUGCGCCAGUCGUCCUGCUCGACGGCCAGAUUGAUGGCGUCGCACGUGCUGUACAGGGCGAGGAGAAGGAGCGGCUGCUCGCUGCCGCUAAGGCUGCACCCAAGGCGACAAGCUCAUGUGGCAGCUGUUUCCUCGGCGAUGCUUUCCGCUGCGCGAGCUGCCCCUAUCUUGGUCUUCCUGCUUUCAAGCCCGGCGAGAAAGUUGAGAUUGACUUCGGGAUGGAUGACAUUUAA
Peniophora sp. CBMAI 1063 is the source of this 900-nucleotide messenger RNA. NCBI's taxonomy places the organism in Eukaryota, Fungi, Basidiomycota, Agaricomycetes, Russulales, Peniophoraceae. The record is from the annotation of a GenBank genome assembly.